GUAUGGAGGAAGGAAGGCAGAAGAAUGGAAAGUUGGUGUGCGUCACUGGUGCUUCCGGCUUCCUGGCUUCUUGGCUCGUCAAGCUCCUUCUUCUUCGUGGUUACACUGUCAAGGCCACUGUUCGUGACCCUAAUGAUUCAAGAAAGGUAUCUCACUUGGUUGAAAUGGAAGGAGCAAAGGAGAGAUUGCAUCUAAUGAAAGCAAAUCUGAUGGAGGAAGGGUCCUUUGACUCUGCUGUUGAAGGCUGUGAGGGUGUCUUUCAUACUGCCUCUCCUGUUUCCGUUGAUGUCAAAGACCCUCAGACUGAACUCAUAGAGCCAGCAGUGAAGGGAACUCUCAAUGUUCUAAAGUCAUGUGCAAAAUCGACAUCAUUGAAACGAGUUGUUAUGACUUCUUCCUUGGCUACAAUAUUAUUUAAUGGAAAGCCUAAGACUCCUCAAACUGUUGUUGAUGAAACCUGGUUUUCAGAUCCAGAAUUUUGUGAUGAGUAUGAGCACUGGUCCGGCUAUAUACUUUCCAAGACUUUGGCUGAAGAAGCUGCUUGGAAAUUUGUGAAAGAAAACAACAUUGAUAUGGUUACUAUUAAUCCAGGAACAGUGAUAGGACCUCUCUUGCAACCAACACUUAACACAAGUUCAACUACAGUUGCAAUUAUAUUCAAUGGGGCAAAAACUUUUCCAAAUUUCUCUUUAACUUUGAUUCAUGUAAAAGAUACUAUAAAUGCUCAUAUUCAGGCAUUUGAAAUUCCUUCGGCUGGUGGAAGAUAUUGUUUGGUUGAGUCAGUGAAACACUACUCAGAAAUUGUGAAGGUUUUGAGUCAUAUGUACCCAACAGUACAAUUUCCAGAUAAAUGUGCAGAUGAUAAACCCUUCAUGCCAAUCUUCCAAGUUUCCAAAGAAAAGGCAAAGACUUUGGGAAUUGACUUUAUUCCAUUUGAAGUGGGUCUUAGAGAGAUAGUGGAAAGCUUCAAAGAAAAGAGAUUUGUUAACUUCUAAAUUGUAUGCAGGAUGGAAACUAGAGAUGGAGCAAGCUGCAAUUAAAGUAUAAGGCAUUUAAUUAGGAAAGAAAUGCACUUGGAACAUAAUGUCACUCAGGGACCUAUUGAGGGAAUUAAUGACGAAGUACCUUUAAUUAAGUGAUAAUAUGAUAAUAAGGAGUAAUGCUUAUUUCUAAGCUAUAAUUUCCUCUACACCUCUCUUUAUGAUUUGUGAUCAAGUUUAAUUUGUUCUCGAAUCUUGUAGUUUUUUUCCCCAUAAAUAGAACCUUACAAUUUCAA
Neltuma alba is the source of this 1276-nucleotide messenger RNA. RefSeq names its product tetraketide alpha-pyrone reductase 1-like. The record is from RefSeq and is a predicted model, not a curated record. The coding region runs from base 3 to 995 and encodes 330 amino acids. The transcript is spliced from 6 exons. Gene Ontology annotation, molecular function: oxidoreductase activity, acting on the CH-OH group of donors, NAD or NADP as acceptor. NCBI's taxonomy places the organism in Eukaryota, Viridiplantae, Streptophyta, Magnoliopsida, Fabales, Fabaceae.